AUGGCCCCCGAACACGAAAACCCCGUCAGCGAGAAGCCGACAGAGCUGGUGGAAAAGGCGGCCAGCAAUGGGCCCUCAUCCGACAGAGGAUCCUCCCACGGCGAAUCGACAGAGGUGGACACGCCGAACCAGCACAGGAAGCCCGCCGCCGUCGAUCUCGAAAAGGCCGAUUCCAAGGUCGUCGCCCCCAGAGAUGUCUCCGACGACCCGUACAAGCACCUCCCCGAGGACGAGGCGACGAUCCUCAAGCGCCAGAUCACCACCCCCGAGAUCAAGGCCGGCAUGCUCACGCUGUACCGCUACUCGUCCACCAACGAUCUGAUCAUCCUCGCCGUCGCCUCCAUCAUGUCCAUCGCCGUCGGCGCCGCCCUGCCGCUCAUGACCGUCAUCUUCGGAAACCUGCAGGGCACCUUCCAGAACUACUUCAACGAAUUCCCGCCCACCGCGGAGGCCAAGAGCGAGUUCAAGAGCGAGAUGGCCGGUCUGGUUCUCUACUUUGUCUACCUCGCCAUCGGCGUGUUCGUCGCGCAGUACAUCACGACUGUCGGGUUCAUCUACACGGGAGAGCACAUUAGCGCAAAGAUCCGCGAGCACUACCUCGAAAGCUGCAUGCGCCAGAACAUUGGCUUCUUCGACAAGCUGGGCGCCGGCGAGGUCACGACCCGCAUCACGGCCGACACCAACCUGAUCCAGGACGGCAUCUCCGAGAAGGUCGGCCUGACGCUCGCCGCCAUCGCGACCUUCAUCUCCGCCUUUGUCAUCGGUUUCAUCCACUACUGGAAGCUCACGCUCAUCCUGCUGUCGACCGUCGUCGCGCUGCUCCUGAGCAUGGGAGGCGCGUCGUCCUUCAUCGUCAAGUACAGCAAGCACUCGAUCGAGUCGUACGCCCACGGGGGCAGUCUCGCCGACGAGGUCAUCAGCUCCAUCCGCAACGCCGUGGCCUUUGGUACCCAGGACCGCCUGGCCAAGCAGUACGACGAGCACCUGACAAAGGCCGAGUUCUACGGCUACAAGGUCAAGGCGACGAUCGGUGUCAUGGUCGGUCUCAUGAUGACCAUCCUGUAUCUCAACUACGGCCUGGCUUUCUGGCAGGGCAGCAAGUUCCUCAUCGAGGACCACAUCCCCCUGUCCAACGUGCUCAUCAUCAUGAUGUCCAUCAUGAUCGGUGCCUUCAACCUCGGCAACGUCGCCCCCAACGUGCAGGCCUUCACCACCGCCAUCGCCGCCGCCGCCAAGAUCUACAACACCAUCGACCGCGUCUCCCCCCUGGACCCGUCCAGCGAUGCCGGCCAGAAGAUCGAGAAGCUCGAGGGCACGAUUCGUCUGGAGAACAUCAAGCACAUCUACCCGUCCCGUCCCGAGGUCACCGUCAUGGAGGACGUCAGCCUUACUAUCCCCGCCGGCAAGACCACGGCCUUGGUCGGCGCGUCUGGUUCCGGAAAGAGCACGAUCGUCGGUCUCGUCGAGCGCUUCUACGACCCCGUCCGCGGACGGGUUUUCUUGGAUGGCCACGACAUCAGCACUCUUAAUCUGAGGUGGCUGCGCCAGCAGAUGGCUCUCGUCAGCCAGGAGCCCACACUCUUCGGAACCACCAUUUACCAGAACAUCAGAUACGGACUCAUCGGCACCAGGCACGAGGACGCCAGCGACGAGGAGCAGAAGGAGCUGAUCGAAAAGGCCGCCAAGAUGGCCAACGCCCACGACUUCAUCACCGGUCUUCCCGAGGGGUACCUGACGAACGUCGGCGAGCGCGGUUUCCUGCUCUCCGGUGGCCAGAAGCAGCGUAUUGCCAUUGCCAGAGCCGUCGUGUCCGACCCCAAGAUCCUCCUCCUCGAUGAAGCCACUUCCGCGCUCGAUACCAAGUCUGAGGGCGUGGUUCAGGCCGCCCUUGAGGUCGCCGCUGAAGGCCGCACCACCAUCACUAUCGCCCACCGUCUGUCCACGAUCAAGGAUGCCCACAACAUCGUCGUCAUGUCCAACGGACGCAUCGUGGAACAGGGAACCCACGAGGAGCUCCUGGAGAAGCAGGGCGCCUACUACAACCUCGUCAGCGCCCAGAACAUCGCCCGCGUCAACGAGAUGGACGCCGACGAGGAGGCCGCCAUCGACGCCGAAGACGACGAGCUCAUCCGCAAAAAGUCCAGGGUCUCCGAGAAGGGCUUCGUCGCCGACCCCGAGGACGACAUCGCGGCCAAGCUGCAGCGCAGCACCACCUCCAAGUCGCUCUCCAGCAUCGCCCUCCAGGGCCGAAAGGAGGACGGCGAGGUCAAGUACAGCCUGUGGACGCUGAUCAAGGUCAUCGCCGCGUUCAACAAGCAGGAGUGGCACCUGAUGCUGGUCGGUCUCUUCUUCUCCAUCAUCUGCGGUGGCGGCAACCCCACGCAGGCCGUCUUCUUCGCCAAGCAGAUCAUGACCCUCUCCGUGCCCGUCACCCCUGAGAACGCCGCCCAGAUGAAGAAGGACUCCGACUUCUGGAGCGCCAUGUACCUCAUGCUCGCCGGCGUGCAGUUCAUCGCCUUCGUCGUCCAGGGCAUCCUCUUCGCCAAGUGCUCCGAGAGGCUCGUCCACCGCGUCCGAGACCGCGCCUUCCGCACCAUGCUCCGCCAGGACGUCUCCUUCUUCGACAAGGACGAGAACACCGCCGGCGCGCUCACGUCGUUCCUCUCGACCGAGACGACCCACCUCGCCGGACUCAGCGGCGUCACGCUCGGCACGCUGCUCAUGGUCACGACCACCCUGGUCGCCGCGCUCGUCCUGGCCAUCGCCAUCGGCUGGAAGCUGGCCCUGGUGUGCACCGCGACGAUUCCCAUCCUGAUCGGCUGCGGCUUCUUCCGCUUCUGGAUGCUGGCGCACUUCCAGCGCCGCUCCAAGACGGCCUACUCCAACUCGGCCAGCUACGCGUCCGAGGCCAUCUCCGCCAUCCGCACCGUCGCCUCCCUGACCCGCGAGAAGGACGUCAUCCGCCAGUACCAGGCCUCGCUGGCCGUCCAGCAGCGCGCCAGCCUGAUGUCCGUCCUCAAGUCCAGCCUGCUCUUCGCCGCGUCGCAGUCCUUCAUGUUCCUCGCCUUCGCCCUCGGCUUCUGGUACGGCGGCACGCUCAUCGCCGACCUCGAGUACAACAUGUUCCAGUUCUUCGUGUGCUUCUCCGCCGUCAUCUUCGGCGCCCAGUCGGCCGGCUCCAUCUUCUCCUUCGCCCCCGACAUGGGCAAGGCGCACCAGGCCGCCAACGAGCUCAAGAUCCUCUUCGACCGCAAGCCCACCAUCGACACCUGGUCCGAGGACGGCGCCCCGCUCGACGCCGUCGACGGCACCCUCGAGUUCCGCGACGUCCACUUCCGCUACCCCACCCGCCCCGAGCAGCCCGUCCUCCGCGGGCUGAACCUCGUCGUCCGCCCCGGGCAGUACGUCGCCCUCGUCGGCGCCUCCGGCUGCGGAAAGUCCACCACCAUCGCGCUGCUCGAGCGCUUCUACGACCCCCUCUCCGGCGGCAUCUACGUCGACGACAAGGAGAUCAGCACGCUCAACGUCAACCAGUACCGCUCCUUCAUCGCCCUCGUCAGCCAGGAGCCCACCCUCUACCAGGGCACCAUCCGGGAGAACAUCCUCCUCGGCGCCGCCUCCGAGGUCACCGACGCCCAGGUCGAGCACGCCUGCCGCGAGGCCAACAUCCACGACUUCAUCGUCUCCCUCCCCGAGGGCUUCAACACCGUCGUCGGCAGCAAGGGCGCCCUCCUCUCCGGCGGCCAGAAGCAGCGCAUCGCCAUCGCCCGCGCCCUCAUCCGCGACCCCAAGAUCUUGCUCCUCGACGAGGCCACCUCCGCCCUCGACUCCGAGUCCGAGCACGUCGUCCAGGCCGCCCUCGACAAGGCCGCCAAGGGCCGCACCACGAUUGCUGUCGCCCACCGCCUCAGCACCAUCCAGAAGGCCGACAUCAUCUACGUCUUCGACCAGGGCCGCAUCGUCGAGCAGGGCACUCACGGGGAGUUGAUGAAGAAGAACGGCCGCUAUGCCGAGCUGGUGAACCUGCAGUCGUUGGAGAAGAGGCAGUAG
This is a messenger RNA of Colletotrichum karsti, 4050 nucleotides long. RefSeq names its product ABC transporter. Gene Ontology annotation, molecular function: ABC-type transporter activity; ATP hydrolysis activity; ATP binding. The record is from RefSeq and is a predicted model, not a curated record. Lineage: Eukaryota; Fungi; Ascomycota; Sordariomycetes; Glomerellales; Glomerellaceae. Bases 1 to 4050 code for a protein of 1349 amino acids. Gene Ontology annotation, biological process: transmembrane transport. The transcript is spliced from 3 exons. Gene Ontology annotation, cellular component: membrane.